Molecule: messenger RNA, 1353 nt
Organism: Cherax quadricarinatus
Lineage: Eukaryota; Metazoa; Arthropoda; Malacostraca; Decapoda; Parastacidae
Product: loricrin-like
Source: RefSeq, a predicted model, not a curated record
GAAAUUCUAUGAAGGAGGAUAAAGAAAGCAAUGUUUACGAAGCGAAGUGAGAGGCAGGAAUAUAUAAGAGGGCGAGCGAGCGGGAGCAUCAUCACUACACAACCAUGAAGCUCAUGAUAAUUACUUCGGUGUUGGUGGCUGCUAUCCACGCUUCCCCUCAAGGUUAUGGGUCAGGUGGCGGGGGAUUCUCUGGUGGUGGCGGAGGAUUCUCUGGUGGUGGCGGAGGAUUCUCUGGUGGUGGCGGAGGAUUCUCUGGUGGAGGAUUCUCAGGUGGAUCAGGAUUCUCUGGCGGCGGCGGCGGCGGGGGCGGCGGCGGCGGUGGUGGUGGCUACGGUGGUGGAGGCAGCAGCUGUGGUUCCGGACAGAUCCGUCAUGUUGAUGGUAGUUGUGUGACUCCUAUUGUCACUCGCAACUUGUAUGUUUACAGUGCUCCUGCCGCGCCUCCGGUCGUUGGCCCACGACCCUAUGUUCCUCCACCAAGAGUUGAACACAACAUUUUGUUCAUUCGUACCCCUGAGGGAGGCCCAGGCCAGGAGCCCAUUGUCAUACCGCCACCACAACAGAAAAAUGUCGUGUACGUCCUCAACAGGCGACCCCAGCAAGACCAGAAGGUCAUCCAAAUACCAGCACCAGAGCCAGAGAAUCCUCAAGUGUUCUUCGUCAACUACGGUGAAGGUGACAACCCAACUCUGCCUACUGGUGGAGACCUUCAGUCUGCCCUCAGCUCCGCAGCCCAAGGUGGCGGUGAAGUUAUUGGGGGCGGCGGCGGUGGCUUUGGUGGUGGCGCUGGAUUUGGCGGUGGAGCUGGAUUUGGCGGUGGCGCUGGAUUUGGUGGUGGCGCUGGAUUUGGCGGUGGCGCUGGAUUUGGCGGUGGCGCUGGAUUUGGCGGUGGUGGUGGUGGUGGUGGCGGCUAUGGCGGUGGCGGUGGCGGUGGUGGCGGUGGCGGUGGCGGUGGUGGCGGUGGUGGAUCUUCAGGAGGCUCCAUUGGUGGGGGUUACUCUGCUCCUUCACCUCCUGCCCCGUCACCUCUCUACAGACAGCCAUAAUCAGAAAUUACACAUGAAGAAACAGUUUAGGAGGUUCACAUAGAAGAAUAAAAGUCACAGUACCGUGGCUCAAACCAUUCACAAAUGCCACAUACUUGCAAGAGGAAACUUAUGACGACGUUUCGGUUGUGACUUAACAACGGCCCAAGUUAAACCGAAAUAUGAUAAUUUUACUCUGUAAGUGCGGGUUACUUGUGAAGAGGUAGACUUGUUAUUGUUUCUGUUAGACAUAGUGUUGUUAUACCAUCAACACAAACUGUACCUCAACAUCAGAAUUUGUGUUCCUCGUACUGUAUAAGAGUUAUUU